CCUCCUUGUCCAAUACAGAAUCUGAAUUGUCCGCCGACUGCAUUUUUUUCAAUAGACGUGAAGCCGACGCAGUCCUCCAGAUACUGCCCUUACCCUGUGCCCCUACCUACAAUGCCUGCCGUUUCUCCAUUGUUUUCAAAUUAAGUGAAGCCUACGCCUUCAUCCAUACGCUUCCCUCACUCUGCGCCCUUACCUAACAUGUCUGCAGACUAUUGUUUUUAAUUCAAGUGAAGCCAACAAGGUCAUUCGGAAGCUGCCCUUACACCGGAGAUGUCCCGGAUGUUCAUUCAUUUUAGCCGUGGGGCCAAGAUGGCGGCCUGUUAGGCAUUAGUUCUCUAGUUUAAUGAGUAACACAAAACGCCGAGGAAUUCAGAAAAGCCAUUUAAAAACUACAAGAAACUGAAUGAACAGACGAGAACCGUAUAAAAAAACACGAGGAGAAAGCGGGCAUGAGGAACAAGGUUGAAGAAAAAGGACACAUCAAAUGUUUUAUUUCAGAUUAAACACGACAAGCGAAUCUGAAUGGAAAAAAACACAUAAAAAUACCAUUUUUUUUAAACAACAACAGCAACAAUAAAAAAAAAAAUCCAUACCGUGACAGCUGGAGUCAUUUAAAAUAAGAACAGGAGUACGCUUCACGCUUGGGACGACUUGUUUUAUUAUUUUUUUUAACUUUUCUUUUUGUAUUUGUGGCUAUUUCGUUCUUAUUAUUGUAUUAUUUUCCAUAGGUUUUUUAUUUGUUUGUUUUGGUGGGGGGGAGGCGGGGGAGAAUUACUACAACCUUCUGAAAUUAGAAGAAACAGGAGAAAUGAAGAAAUUACAGAGAACUGGUAUUUAGAGGACUGAGAAGGGAUUCUUUUUUUUUUUUUUUAUCUGAUCAGCACAGUAAAGACCAAAAAAACCCUGAAAAUUCCCUUUGUUCGAAGUAAAAGAAAACUGAUACAAAAAAGAAAAGGACAAUAACAAACAUCAAAUAUAAAACUGACUAUGUCCUAAGAAAAGAAAGAAGGUAAAAAACAAUACCUCCUCCUUUUUACAAUCAACCAACCAAUCAGCAAACAUUCCGGUAAUCCGGCUACACGCAAAGUGAUGACAUCACAGAACCACCACAGCAUCAACAACAGCAACCCCCCCACACAUAACACUCAAAACAACAACUCUGCCACUCACAGUUCGGCUUGGCUGAUCCCCAGAUCCUCCAGCAGCCCCGCCCCCCUCUCUGCUGGCCCUGCCCCCUCCAUGGGCCCCUCCCCCUCCGUGGGUGGGGUGGCGUAUGGGCGUGGCCUGUGUGCUUGGCCGGACGAGGCGGUGGACGGCUCGUAUGGCCUGAACUCCCUGCACCGCAUGUUUGAGAUCGUGGGCGCCCAGCUGACACACCGGGACGUGCGCGUGCUCUCCUUCCUGUUCGUGGACGUGAUUGACGAGUACGAGCGCGGCGGGAUCCGCGAUGGGAGGGACUUCCUGCUGGCUUUGGAGCGGCAGGGCCGCUGCGACGAGACCAACUUCAGACAUGUGCUGCAGCUGCUGAGGAUCAUCACCAGACACGACCUUCUGCCCUACGUGACGCUGCGCAGGAGGCAGGCUGUGUGUCCGGACCCUGUUGAUAAGUACCUGGAGGACACGUCGGUGCGUUACAUUUCUCCCCGAGAUGUUGCUGAAAGCAGAGGGGUCUCGCAGCACAGACGCACAGGCCCUCCACCCCUGCUGUGCUGCCCCCCUGUCAGACCCACGGUGUGUUCAGGACGAGGCAAGCCCAUCCCUAGCACCCCCAACAGGAAGAGGAAGAGAGUGCACAGCACAGCUGACUGCAGAGAGAAACAGACCUGCGAUAUCCGGCUGCGGGUGCGUGCUGAGUACUGCCAGUAUAAGUCUGCCCUGACUCAAUUCAAUUCAAUUCAAUUCAAUUCAAAUUGGCUUUAUUGGCAUGACAAUAAAAAUAAUUGUGUUGCCAAAGCACAUACAUGGCAUAACCAACUCAAAUAUACAGACAAAGAAUUUUUCUUAAUACUAACAGUAUCCCUCCUCCCUCUAUAUUAAUACAGUAAACAGAAUCCCUCCCUUCCCCUCUAUAUCAAACAGUACCCCCUUCCCCCCUCUAUAUUAAACAGAAUCCCCCUCCCUCCCUCUAUUAAACAGAAUCCCCCCUCCCUCAAUUAAACAAUACCCCCUCCCUCCCUCCCUCCCUCUUUCUAUAUUAAACAGAAUCCCUCCCUCCCUCCCUCUCUCUUUUCCCUCUCUAGUGUGACGUGUUCACGGUCUGUCCCUCAGGCUAUGACAGGUCUCCACGUAUUGACCAGCCAGUCUGGCUGUGUGUUUGUCUUCCCCCAGCAGGAUUGACAGCUUCUGGGUAUCACACAUUUUUGGGAAUUCUGGGACUAAAUCACAGAAUUUGGGGAAGAAAAUGUCCCUUAUGUUUUUAUAUUUUUCACAGUGUGUCAGGAAGUGAAUCUCUGUCUCGACCUCUCCUGUCUCACAGUGACCACAGUGCCUGUUCUCCCUGGCCAGCCAGGUUUGCCUCUGUCGGCCUUUUUCAAUGGCCAGGUUGUGGUCACUGAGCCGGUAUUUGGUCAGGAUCUGCCUCUGCUUUGUGUUUCUGACAGUUACCAGGUAUUCUGCCAGGGUGUAAUUUCUAUUUAGGGUCCGAUAGCACUCUAGUUUGUUUUGUGUUUUAGUGUUUGUAUCCCAAUGGUCCAGAUAGGAGUGUUUCAGGUGUUUUAUAAUUUGGUUUACACUAAUUGGAAUUGUUUUUGCAGUGCUGUCCUGAAGCUGACUGAUGUCAGUGUUGCUCAGCUCAGUGAGCUUCAGGACCAGCUGGCUGAGGGGACUCUUUUCUGGGCUGAGCUCUUGGUAUUGCAGGGCUUUAUGAUGGAGUGAGUUUGGAUCACUAGUUUUUAGAUGAAUCCAGUAUUUUAAUGCUCUUUUUUGGAUGUUAAUAAUCAAUGGAUAAAGGCCUAAUUCAGCCCUGCAUGCAUUGUUUGGUGUUUUUCUUUGUAAUCUCAUGAUGUUUUUACAGA
Molecule: messenger RNA, 3014 nt
Organism: Acipenser ruthenus (sterlet)
Lineage: Eukaryota; Metazoa; Chordata; Actinopteri; Acipenseriformes; Acipenseridae
Product: death effector domain-containing protein-like
Exons: 5
Coding region: 1090-2037 (315 amino acids)
Biological process (GO): regulation of apoptotic process; apoptotic process; extrinsic apoptotic signaling pathway via death domain receptors
Cellular component (GO): nucleolus
Molecular function (GO): DNA binding; protein binding
Source: RefSeq, a predicted model, not a curated record